Molecule: messenger RNA, 8965 nt
Organism: Danio aesculapii
Lineage: Eukaryota; Metazoa; Chordata; Actinopteri; Cypriniformes; Danionidae
Gene: piezo1
Product: piezo-type mechanosensitive ion channel component 1
Exons: 51
Coding region: 495-8090 (2531 amino acids)
Source: RefSeq, a predicted model, not a curated record
GAGUUACUUUCAACUAACUGUUGGGACGCAGCUCGGACUACACAGAACAAACUCUCUUCAUAAAUUUUGUGACAUUGUAAUACAGUUUGUGGACAUACUCUUGUGCAGUCGGAGGUAAUUAGACCAACUUCAGAGCGGACGAAAACCUGAAGAAAGUUUAACACACGCCGAGGCGGUGAAUCACGUUUUCCAUGAAGAUGUACAAUGAAUAAUCGACUUUCAUAAAGCAGGUUUUAUCGAAACAAUUAAGCGCGACGUCUUAACGUUUCUUCAUUUGUAGGAAGGCUUCUCACAACGUUCUUUGGUGGCGUUUUAAUAGUUUAAUCGAUGCUCUUAUCAUUUUAGUCGUUUAAUCGAUUAGUACCGACGUUUUAAUGUUAAUAAACUGAUAAUAAAAACCGAGAGACUUGUAUUCGCCAUGUAGCGUGUUUCCUCGGCUGUGCUGGGAGAUGUGGAUUUGUGUCGUGGGAGGAAUGUGAGUGGAAGUGUCGCUCAUGGAGCUUCAGGUGGUGUGCGGAUUGCUCUACUGCUGUCUGCUGCCCAUCUUUUUACUGGCAGCCUGCAUCUUUCGCUACAAUGCCCUGUCGUUAGUCUAUCUUCUGUACCUGCUGCUAUUACCGUGGUUUCAGUGGCCCAACAAGCACACACUACGAGGACACACUGGAUGUUACAUCAAGGCGCUCUUUAGCACCAGUCUGAUUUUCAUCUUGGGACAUGUUACCUUUCAGAUCUGCCUGUAUACCCUCCCAAGCCUUGAUGAUGCACUGGGACACAACUGCAGCUCAUGGGAGACGCUAUCAAGACAUGUUGGAGUGUCCAGGCUCCCGCUGGAAGAGCCUCAGGGUGUGCUGUGGCUCCUGACUCCAGAUUUGGGCGUCUUCGUCAUCUCCCUGAUCACCCUUAUCCUGUGUAGCCGUCUGUUGAAGAAGAGAGAUGAAGGCUCCGUUCCUCACAUGUCUGCUCUUCUGCAUGAGGCGGAUGAAACAGAAGACGAUGAGGAUGGAGAAGGAGAAGAUGAAGGGAUGUUGUCCUGUAGUGAGACUGAGGAUGAGGAGAGUCCUUCCUCUAGCAGUGCGGCACAGUUGGCUGCUCGUCUGCGAGCCACAGCACAGCGCUUUCUCAGGAACAUGGGCCGCAUCCUGGCUGUAACACUACUAGCACUAGCUGGAAUCACUUUACCUUCUGCGUUCUCUGCCUUCUACUUCCUCCUCUUCAUCGGAGUGUGCACAUGGUGGGCUUGUCACUUUCCCAUCAGCCAUCUGGGCUUCAAUGCCCUGUGCGUGAUGGUGGCCUUUUUCACUGGUGGACACCUGGUGUGUCUUUACCUGUAUCAGAGUUCAUUCGCACAGGCCAUGUUCUCUCCAGCGGGCCUGUGGGCCAGACUCUUUGGCCUGAAGGAUAUAAUAACACCAGGAAAUUGUACCACUUUUGACGUCACCCUCAACACACAGCAUGACUGGCCAGUGUACGUCAAUCCCGGCAUUCUUCUGCUCCUCUACAUCUCUGUGACCAUUGUUCUGAAAAUCAACAGCAACAGUCUAGGAGACGCAGACAAGGCCCAUGAGGGUGAAGCGGUGAAGGUAAUGCAGGGUGAAGCUGGAGAAGAAGUGGAGCUCAGUUUGUGGGAGGCAAGGAGACUAAGCAGUGAAGAUGACACUAAGCAAACUCUUCUCACUACAGUAGAUUCAACUCUAUCUGAAUCACACAUCACUAAAGAGCCUGUGAUUAACGGUUCAAGCCAACAUGACAUAGGGCCCAGUGGAGAGACUGCGGUUGAUAAUCCUCUUCGUUUGGUGGGGCGAAUGAUCUUGCAACAGAGCUACAUAUGUGCUCUCAUUGCCAUGAUGGUGUGGAGUAUAACGUAUCACAGCUGGCUGACAUUUGUGCUGCUGCUGUGGUCUUGUGUGAUCUGGAUGCUGAGGACACGUCAACGCUUUGCUGCUUAUUGCUCUCCCUUCAUCCUGCUGUACGGUUUGGCUCUGUGCUGCUUGCAGUAUGUGUGGGCCAUGGACCUGGAGACAGAACUGCCCCAUCAUAUCGGCACCAUGAGCCUGCACCAGCUAGGCCUGGACCGAGCACAAUACCCCUGUUUACGCUUGGGUGCCCUGCUGCUGUUCACAUUGACUUUCUGGCUUCUGCUGAGGCAGUCAGUGAAGGAUACAUUCAGCAGGAAGAAGAGUUUGACUGCGCCAUUGCAGGAGGUCACAACCGGAGAGAGCGCAGGGCGAAAUGAAUCGAUUCUGAAGGUGUUUGGUGGGCUGGUGAUGAGCCUAUAUGCUAAAUACUGGAUCUACGUGUGUGGAGGAAUGUUCAUCAUGGUCAGCUUUGCAGGAAAGCUUGUGGCCUACAAGAUCGUCUACAUGCUGCUGUUUCUGCUCUGCAUGUGUCUCUACCAGGUCUACUACUCUCUCUGGAGGAGGCUGCUGAAGGCUUUCUGGUGGAUGGUGGUGGCCUACACUAUGGUCGUGCUCAUUGCGAUUUACACCUUCCAGUUCGAGGACUUUCCAGGCUAUUGGGGAAACUUCACUGGAUUCACAGAACAACAGUUGGCAGACAUGGGACUGGAGACGUUUAAACUGUCUGAACUCUUCACCAGUAUUGUGAUCCCGGGCUUCUUCCUGUUGGCCUGCAUAUUGCAGCUGCACUACUUCCAUAAACCCUUCAUGAAGAUCACAGACCUGGAGAACGUCUCUCCCAUCCACAGGAAGAGAGGUAUAGAUAAUCCAGAUUUGGUUCAAUCCACAGAAGAAGUGAGGCCUGAGCAGGAAGACCUGAUCGUGGAUCAGGAUGAUGAUCCAUCAGAGGCUGACGAGGCGAUACCCACCAAGUGGGGUCUAGUGAUGGAUAGGCUGAUGGUGUUGUCCAGGAAGUUCUCUGACACCUUGACCCACAUCCAGAGUUUCAUUUGGAGAGUCCUGGAGCUGCACAUUGUCAAAAUUGUGGCCUUUUUUGUCGUUUGGGUGGCGCUUUUGGAGCCGUCUGCAAUGAACCUGGUGCUGGUGGUGCUGUGGACUUUCGCAAUGCCGUACGGCCGCUUCAGAGCCAUGGCCUCCUGUCUGUCCACCAUCUGGGUUUGUGUCAUCAUUGUCUGCAAGAUGCUGUAUCAGCUCAGUGUGGUCAACCCGGCGGAGUACUCCAACAACUGCACAGUGCCAAUGGUCAAUGAGACCAGUCUAGAACCAGAUGAAGUGCUGAACUCCACCCUGUAUAGAGCAUCUGUGGAUCCUGCCGGCUGGUUUGGUGUUAGGAAAGACGACACGGUCCUUGGUUACGUCAAGGAUCAUCUGCUGGUGCUGAUGCUGCUGGUGUUUGAGGCAACUGUGUACCGGCACCAGGUUCAUCACUACAGACAGCUGCAGCGCUCACCUCCUCCAAUCCCAGUCAUCUUCCCGCAGGCCACUCGUGACACGCUGGACCAGGGUCUGCUCUACUGCAUCAAAUACAUGCUCAACUACAGCUUCUACAAGUUUGGCCUUGAAAUCUGCUUCCUCAUGACUGUGAAUGUUAUCGGUCAGCGCAUGAAUUUCCUGGUUAUUAUCCACGGCUGUUGGUUGGUGGCCAUUAUGGUGCGGCGACGCAGAGCAAACAUAGCCAAGAUCUGGUCAAAGUACUGCCUGUUUCUGGUUGUCUUCAUGAUAUACCAGUAUGUUCUGUGUGUGGGUAUCCCUCCUGCCCUCUGUAUAGAUUACCCAUGGAGAUGGAGAUCCACUGUAACUAUCCACUCGGCUCUGGUUAAAUGGAUGUACUUGCCUGACUUCUACACCGUCCCCAACUCUAAGAACCUCAUAUCGGACUUCCUUCUGCUGAUGUGUGCCUCUCAGCAGUGGACGGUGUUUGAAAAUGAGAAAAAGGAAGAGUGGAUGGUCAUGGGAGGAGAAAACCGAGACAAUCCAGACCCCAUGGAGAACAUGCUAUUCAAUCCAGCCCCAAACUUCAUCAACUGCAGGUCGUAUCUGGACAUGGCGAAGAUCCUGGUGUUCCGCUACAUGUUCUGGUUUGUGCUGUCUGUGGUUUUUGUGACCGGAGCGACUCGGAUCAGCGUGUUCGGCUUAGGUUAUCUGAUGGCCUGCUUCUUCUUCCUGCUGUUUGGCACAAAGCUGCUGACCAAGACCUCGCGCACACGGCUGGUCAUGUGGGACUGUCUCAUCAUCUACAACGUGGCUGUGAUCAUCUCUAAAAACAUCUUGUCUAUAUUGGCCUGUGUGUUUGUGGUGGAGAUGCAGAAGAACUUUUGCUGGGUCAUUCAGCUCUUCAGUCUGGUCUGCACAGUCAAAGGCUACUAUGACCCUGAAUCAGUGUGUGAUAAAGAUUGCUCUCUGCCUGUGGAAGAGGCUGGCAUUAUCUGGGACAGUAUCUGUUUCUUCUUCCUCCUGUUGCAGAGGAGAGUCUUCCUCAGUUUCUACUUCCUUCAUGUGUCUGCAGAUCUUCAGGCCUCAGCGAGACAGGCCUCUCGGGGUUUCGAGCUCUUCCGGGCCAGCAUUAUAAAAAACAUGCAUUUCCAUCAGCAGGCAGAGAGGAAGUCAAUUCAACAGCUGAAAGAAUCAAUGAAACGCAUACGUGGCAAACAACAGAAGUAUAAAGACGGACGUAUAACUUCUGAUAUAGAGGAGCAGCCCUCAGACCCUAAAGAACUGAAGAAGGAGAAACAGCUAUCUAAGUCUAAAAGCUGGCAGUAUCCCUGGGUGGAUCAUGCGACUGUGUUGCAUUCUGGGGAAUACUAUAUGUUCGAGUCUGACAGCGGAGAGGAGGACGAAACCUUUCAGGAAGAACAGAAACCUCGCAGACAGACUGCCUUUCAGCUGGCGUAUCAGGCUUGGGUCACCAGUGCAAAAGAUGCCCUGAAAGAGCGUCAGCAGAGAAAGCAGAGAGCAGAAGCAGAGAAACAACAAAAUGCUCAGGCUACAGACGACGCUGAGGAGGGUGAAACAGUUUUUGAUGAGGAAAAUUCCCAGCAUGCGGAGGAGAUGCAGGAGGAAGGAGAGGAUGUGGCUUCUCGAGCCACCGGCAGUGAUAUGGUGCAGAGGAUUCUGGACAUACUGAAGUUCCUCUGGGUGCUUUUCCUGGCCAUGGUGGAUGGAUUCACCAUGUGGCUCAACCUUCUCACCAAGCAGUAUGUUGACACCUCCAUGGUCCUCAGUGAGGAGCGUUAUCUGUUUAUUCACAACGUCAGCCAGAGAGCCUCAAGAGAGAACAUGGAUGAUCAGCUUUCACAGGACAGUGAGGAUCUGACUCUGGAGACCUGUCUCGAUGAAACCGACACUGACAACAUUCGCGACAAUGUGGUGGAAUCUGAGACUCUGGGUGGUUUUGCGAAGGCCCGUGACUUUAGCAGCACAACUCUGUCAUCUGAACUCACACUCGAGCUUGACUGUGAACCGUUUUACAGCCAGCAAACACACCGGCCUCACCGCUCCAGAACCGCCAGUGAACUGCUGUCAGAAAGGCCGUUCAGUGUGGACGAGUUGAUCCAGAGUCGUGAGUUCUACUCAUCUCAGAACCGACUGCUGAAGCUGCUCUUUGCUCUCUAUAAUGUCUUGGCGGCUCACUCUGAACUGGUGUGUUAUUUCAUUAUUGUGCUCAAUAACCUGGUGACCGCCUCUGUCAUCUCCCUGGUGCUGCCAGUUUUGGUCUUCCUGUGGGCAAUGCUGUCUGUGCCACGACCUUCCAAGAGGUUCUGGAUGACGGCCAUCAUCUAUACAGAGGUAAUGGUGGUGGUGAAGUAUCUCUUUCAGUUCGGCUUUUUCCCAUGGAAUACUGAGUAUGAGCUGAAGCUGAAUCAGGACAAGCCCUUCUUCCCUCCACGCAUCCUGGGCCUGGAGAAAACAGACAACUAUAUCCGAUAUGAUCUGCUUCAGCUGCUGGUGCUCUUCUUUCACCGCUCACUUCUCCAGCGUUAUGGUCUCUGGGACCAAGAGGGCCCUCUGGAAGAGAAGAGUGAUCUUUCACCUGCGGAGAAUAGCAAGAAUGAAAACGAUGAGAAGAAAUUUCAGCACUCAGAUGAAGAGGACAGUGGAGCACAGCCAGAGCCCAACACUGAGGUGCUGUCACUGACACCGUCAGCAGAAACACCAACUGAUGCUGAAAUACAGACUGACCCAGAGCCCAGCACAAACACCACAGAAACCGCAGAUACAGUCCAGAAGGAUGGGAAGAAAAAGAGUAACUUCCUUCGCUUCCGCAAGAAAAAAAAAGCAAAAUCAGAUGCUGUUCAGAAAGAGCCCAAGAAGAAGAAGAAGUGCAAGACCAAACACAGCAAGGAGACCAGUAAAAAACUACUCGAUGCUAUUGGAGGGAAAUUCAAAAGCCUUUUCUUGUCCGUAGUGAAGAAUGUGUACAGGCCAACCUGUGAUUUCUUCCAGAACAUACUGCAUGCGGAGUACAGGGCCUCAACUGAUGUCUAUGCUCUUAUGUUCCUCACUGACGUAGUGGAUUUUAUCAUCAUCAUCUUUGGUUUCUGGGCUUUUGGGAAACACUCGGCAGCAGCAGAUAUAGCCUCCUCUCUGUCCGAGGACCAGGUCCCUGAGGCAUUUCUGGUCAUGCUGCUCAUUCAGUUCAGCACCAUGAUCAUCGAUCGAGCACUAUAUCUGCGGAAGAGCAUUUUGGGAAAGCUCAUCUUCCAGGUUAUCCUGGUUUUUGGCAUCCACCUUUGGAUGUUUUUUAUCCUUCCUGCUGUCACUGAGAGGAUGUUCAAUCAUAACUCGGUGGCUCAGCUCUGGUAUUUCUUCAAGUGCAUCUACUUCACUUUGUCGGCGUAUCAGAUCCGUUGUGGAUACCCUACAAGAAUCCUUGGAAACUUCCUCACUAAGAAAUUCAAUCAUCUUAACUUGUUCCUCUUCCAAGGAUUCCGUCUGGUUCCGUUUUUAGUUGAGCUUCGAGCUGUGAUGGACUGGGUUUGGACAGAUACCACACUGUCUCUCUCUAACUGGAUGUGUGUGGAGGACAUCUAUGCUAACAUCUUCAUCAUCAAGUGUAGCCGGGAAACAGAAAAAAAAUAUCCCCAACCAAAAGGGCAGAAGAAAAAGAGGAUAGUCAAGUAUGGGAUGGGCGGCCUCAUCAUCCUCUUCCUCAUUUGCAUCAUUUGGUUCCCGCUGCUCUUCAUCUCCCUUGUUAAAUCUGUAGUCGGUGUGGUUAAUCAUCCUGUUGAUGUCACGGUCACGGUUAAGCUCGGAGGUUAUGAGCCUUUAUUUACAAUGAGUGUGCAGCAGCAGUCCAUCCAGCCCUUCAGCGAGAGCCGCUACAAUCAACUCAACAAUCAGUUUGGCAAAAAUGCUGUGGCCAUGCAGUUUAUCACCAUGUAUAGCUAUGAAGACAUAGUGACGGCCAACAUUGAGGGAAGCUCUGGGUCUGUGUGGCGGAUCAGUCCACCCAGCAGACAGGAACUCAUAAAGGAGCUGCUCAGCAGCACUGGAGACAUGACCCUCCGUCUGGACUGGAACUUCCAGAGGGAUCUGGGGAAGGGAGGAACUGUGGAAAACACUUUCGACAAGCACUCCAUCAGUUUAGCACCGAAGAACCCAGUCCGAGCAGACCUGGCCUCGCUGCUGUUGGGCACCCGGAAGGAUCCUGUGCAUGUGCCGCAUAUGUUUCCUAACUACAUCAGAGCACCCAGUGGAGCUGAAGCUAAACCUGUCAUGCAGCUGUUUGAUGGAGACGAGGAGGGCUUUCAGGAUGUGACAGUGUCUCUGAUGAGAGAAGCCUCUGUAAACACCACUGGAGCUCAGGAAUGGUGGGACAUCAGUAUUGCAGACUGCAAAGAAUCAUGUAACGUCCUGCCGAUGAUCAUCUUUAAUGAUAAAGUCAGUCCUCCGAGUCUGGGCUUCCUCGCAGGAUACGGGAUCAUGGGUCUGUACGUGUCUGUGGUUCUGGUGAUUGGCAAGUUUGUGCGAGGUUUUUUCAGCGAGAUUUCUCACUCCAUCAUGUUUGAGGAGCUGCCCUGCGCCGACCGAAUCCUUAAACUCUGCAUGGACAUCUUCCUGGUGCGGGAAACCGGAGAACUGGAGCUGGAGGAAGAGCUCUACUCUAAACUCAUCUUCCUCUAUCGCUCUCCAGAGACCAUGAUCAAGUGGACAAGAGAGAAGAAUCACAACUGAAAGGCUUUAACUGUUGGUGACGUUGUAUAUUCAGUGUCGUGUGAACAGCCGAUCUAUAGCCAUUUCUCCAGCGCUGUGAAGCUGCAUUGAUGGACGCUGUUGGCUUCUUUGCACUCAGAGGGUGGAUCACGGAGGUCAAGCUUCGCCUCUGUUUUGGUUUCCGAUGUGAUGGAUUCACACACACAAACGCCAUCAGGACCUGAAGACUUUAAAGUAACCGCUGGACACACAGAGUGGCAGGACCUUCAAACUCCAAAACACUAGUAGAGCAAGUCGAACAAAACCAUUUCUGGGUCAGAUUUCAUCCAUAUUCUAGUUAUUGAUGCUUAUUACCAACACACUAAAAUGAUAUGGAAAUCUUUAAAACUAUAAUUGCAACACUGUCUUAAAAUUGCAAUUAAACCAUUGCAAUUUAUAGAAAUUUAAAGUGAAAAAUAUGGGGGAAGGGGCUAUAAUACAAACUUUUUUUCAGAUUUCACAAUUUUGAGAAGGUGCAAGCAAGUCAGAGUUUAUCUUGCAGUUCUGAGAAAAAACUAAACAAAACUUAAACUUUAGAAUUGCAAGAAACAAAGUCAAAAUUGUGAGAAAGCUUAAAGAUUUUUUGAAGAAUUACAACUUAAUUUUUCCCAUUUAAAGUUUUCUUUUUCUCUGAAACAUAACCCAGAAAAUAAAGGCAAUAGCAAAAUCUUUUAAUAUUGUGAAUUUUUUUGUGAUCGUAUCUCGCUCUAUUUGAAAGUUAAAGGGAAAAUAUGGUGAGAAAACUAUAAUACACGCUCAGAAAUCUGACUUUUUUCACAGAAAUUUACAAUUUGGAGAAAUUUUUUUUUUGGAAAAGUCAAGAGUAUAUCUUGCAAAACUAAACAAUAAAAACUGGC